AUGGAGGUACAACGACCAAGAAUACCAAAAGAUGGUCCCGGGCCGAGGGGGGCACCUGAUUGUUAUUAUACAUCCCGAUUACUGAACUCGACGUUUCGUUACGUGAAAUUUGUUAAAAAACUUCGUGCCGAAGAAGAGGAGCAAAGACGGGGAAAUGAGAAUAAGCUGAAGGAACUGAAGGACAAGCAGAAUAGCGAUUUCUUUAUACGAUGCGAUCGGAGGUCACUUAUAAACAACGUCGCUCGCAGAGUUGAUUUGUGCAUGGCGUCGUAUGAAGAAGAUCUGAAGCAGAAAAGACAGAAGUUAAUAGAUCUAUACGCGUUCGAAGAAGAAGAGAAUAUACGUAAAUUCAUAGAGCAAGCUCAAUCCGGCGCCGCCGCAAUAUGGGAAGAUAAGAAAAAUCGUUUGCAAUAUCUCUUGGCCAAAAGGAAGAAGGAACAUGAGGAGAAAUAUAAGGACACGCCGCUAUCAAAAUGCGCUCACGUUUUACCCUGCAUAUACAAACUGCGCGCAAAGGAAGCGCAAGAAAUUCAGUUGUACCAAAUAAAAGAAAAGGAAGCUCGGAAAAUGGCUGAAAAAGAGUUCGACAAGAUGUGGUAUGAAGUUACCAUGAAGGAGUCUGAAGCUCUGGCGGCUCGUAUGGAACAAGACGCGAUAGAGCGUUUCCGUCGAGACCUCGACUGCAAGAAGUACACGGACUACCAGCUGGAGCAGAGGAGGAUUCAAAGGGAGAAAGAGAGGGACAUGCUGAGAGAAGAGUCUAGAAGAUUCAAGGCAAUGUGGGACGAGGAUAUUAGGAAGGAGCAGGAAGCCGAAAACAAGCGCGCCGAACAACGCAAAGAGACAGCGAGAGAACGCAAGAGAAUGAUCGAAGAGAGAGAAGAGACGUUAGCCAGACAGCACGCGGCCGACCAGCUCAUCGCGGACACGUGGGACUCGCUCGCCGGACAGGGGCUGGCUGAUGAGAAGGCGCACAUUCUCUUGCGGAGACGGAAAGAGGCUGAAUUGGACGAGUGCAAUAGAAAGUUACUAGAGCUGAAGAAGCAGUACGAAGACAUGGACAGACUGUCGGAAGGGCCGCUCGCGGAGGAGGCGAAGAGGAGACAGGAGUAUAUAGAUAACAAGAGAUGCGAAUACUUGGCGUGGGCGCAGAAAACGAAUCGGGAAGUACGUCAAGCAAUGAUCGAACAAAUAAAGGAUCGUGAAAAAGCCAGAGAGCAACUGAAAGAGAAGCUCGCGGAACAAGACGAGUACCAGAGACAAUUGUUCGAGCAACUAGAGAAGUUGGUCGACCAUAAACAAUAUACAGACGCGCAAAAGCGGAAGCUGCACCAGAGACAAUUGGUGGAACAGAUUGAAUAUAAUAAACUGUUGAAGGAGCGGGCUCGUCAAGAGGAAUUGGACCAGAUCAGAAAAUGUCAGCUCGCGACAGAGGAAUAUCAGAGGGAAAUUAACAGGAUGCUUUCUAGACCAUUCUACAGCGAGGAAGUGCAUCCAUUCAUGAAACAAAUUGCAAAAGGACCAAAAAUGCGGGAAAAAUGUCCCUGUUCGAAACCAGACUAUUGUAAAUGA
Messenger RNA from Zerene cesonia (dogface butterfly), 1572 nucleotides. RefSeq names its product apical junction molecule-like. The transcript has 11 exons. Bases 1 to 1572 code for a protein of 523 amino acids. The record is from RefSeq and is a predicted model, not a curated record. NCBI's taxonomy places the organism in Eukaryota, Metazoa, Arthropoda, Insecta, Lepidoptera, Pieridae.